Molecule: messenger RNA, 2754 nt
Organism: Hydractinia symbiolongicarpus
Lineage: Eukaryota; Metazoa; Cnidaria; Hydrozoa; Anthoathecata; Hydractiniidae
Product: BTB/POZ domain-containing protein KCTD9-like
Exons: 13
Coding region: 254-1438 (394 amino acids)
Biological process (GO): protein homooligomerization
Molecular function (GO): protein binding
Source: RefSeq, a predicted model, not a curated record
AGCGUAAAUUUGUUUGUUUACAUUUUCAUAAUUUUUUAGGUGGAGCACAUGGCCAGUUUUUAGAAUUUUCUUUUAGUUUGCUGUUAGUUUGCUGUCGUUAAUAUUUGCUUCACCUUCCAACUUCUACGCUAAUAUAACCUAAAUUAUGGUUACUUAUAUUUCUGCGGACAAUGUUCGUGGCUAGCUAGCUACUGUACCUUUCUUGAUAUAAUCAAAUUACACACAGGCAAACCAAACGAUCAAUCAAGUUAAUAUGACUGAAUCAAGACUUAAACUGUUUAGAAAUGGUAGUAAUACAUCAGGAAAGGUCAUUGCUCUUCCUGUUUCCUAUGACGAACUUUUGAAAAUAGCAAGUGCUACAUUCAAGGAACAUAUAACUACUAUUUAUCUCAAAGAUGGAUCCGUUAUUUCUUCCAUAAAUUUGCUAAGAGACGAUGAUACUAUAUUUGCAUCUGCAGGAGAAUCUUUUAGUGAUAUCAAAAGUUGCAUUUCGCAUAAAGCUACACUGAGUUUGAAUGAUAAUGUUAGCUCUUCUGAUUGGAUAACUUUAAAUGUCGGUGGGAAAUGCUUCACUACUACCAGAAAAACACUGACAAAAUAUCCGGAAACAAUGCUUUGUCGAUUGUUUUGCGAUACAGAAAAUUGGAGAAGUGCUGUUGAUAGACAUGGUUCAUACCUCAUCGAUCGUAGCCCAGAAUAUUUUGAACCAAUCCUUAACUAUUUACGACAUGGAGUACUCAUCUUGAACGAUGGAGUUAACCCAAGAGGUGUUUUAGAAGAAGCAAGGUUUUUUGGAUUAAAGCCAGUAAUUGAAGAAAUCGAAUCUAAUGUUAUGAGGCACGAGAAAGAACAGAGUUCAGUUAGUCGAUCAGAAUUUAUGCGUCUUCUGAUGACAACAUCUUCUGCUGCAGACCUUAGAUGCCAGGGUGUUAAUUUGUCUGGUGCCGAUCUCUCGUAUUUAGACCUCCGCUCGAUAAAUUUCAGACAUGCCAACCUAUCUAAUGCAAAUUUGCAAGGCGCGUCUAUGGGUGGUUGUGAGUUGUUACUUGCAGAUUUGUCGGGUGCAUGUUUAGAUGAUGCGUCAUUGGAAGGUGUGCAAAUGAAAAGAGCGAAUCUCGAAGGGGCUUCCUUGAAAAAUUGUAAAUUUGAAACAGUAUCCAGCAGUGCUAGUUUUGGUGCUAAUUUAGAAGGAGCAAAUCUGAAAGGUGCUAAUCUUGAAGGUAGUCAGAUGAGCAAUGUCAAUAUUCGAUUGGCUAUUCUCAAGGGUGCUAACAUGCAGAACUGUGUUCUAAGAGAUGCAACUUUAGCAGGAGCUGACCUUGAGAAUUGUAACCUCACUGGUGCAGAUCUUCAAGGUGCAAAUUUGAGAGGAGCGAACGUUGUUGGGACUGUUUUCUUGGAUAUUGUUGCCCCUCUUCAUAUGGUGCAUCUGAUGUAAUAACUGAUUUUGUAGCCUCGAUAUCACGAAGUGACAUUGACCAGAAAGUUUACUACAUUCUUUUUCUUGAUCACCUCAGUUUUACGUCUUCUCAUAGUUUUGAAUGUCAUUAAAUUCAGAACGUGUAAAAGGUGUUUAUUGGAACUUGCAGCUUGAUCAAACAGUUAUAGACAUAGCUCUUUAAGUGUGAGAUAAAAGAAACCAAAUUUCAUAGAUUUUACGAAUAAAUAAGAUAGGGAUUAUUUUUGUAAAAAAUCCAUCCUGAAUAAAAAUCCACUGAAGGUAAACGUAUUUAUUCGAAAUCCAAAUGGAUAUUAGAUAUAAAUUUUUGACCCCUUUGACAAAGUUCACUUCAUAAAAAUUUUACUUAUUGAAUGUCGGUCGGAUCCAUUAACAACCUGCUCUAAAAACUCUGUUUAAAAUUCUUAUUAACCCUAUUCGGUCCGAGGGGGGGGGGGUGGGGAGCGGAUUCCGCCCCCCCUGACGGUUUUUUUUUAAUAACUCCUGAUUGCUUUGUUAUAUGGCCAUGAUACUUACUGAGUUUCAACAUUUAUCUAUGAGACACCUGCAUGCUAAUUUUUUAGGUCCCAUACCUUUCAGAGGCUUUGAUAUUGGCCAUUACUCGAAAUUACCCCUAAAAAUCUCUAUGAAAUCCUUAUAAUGGGGAAAAUAUAAUAACUCCUGUUAGGAUUAUCCUUAGAACUUGAAACUUGCAACACAACUUUGUUUCAUCAAGAAAAAUCAUUGUGAAUAAUUUGAACACGUGACUAAUCCGAUUUCCCGAUUUUGUCGGAUUUCACCCGAAAAUCGGAAAAAAACGGAUUUUCGGGCAAUUUUUGGCAAUUUUUUAUCCGAUCCAUGUAAAAACCGGAAGAUAUCUUAAAUAACUUUUAUUUAGCUUUCAGAAACUUCAAACAGAAGGAAAAAAUUCGCUCUAGAACAAAAGUAAUUAUAUUUUAAGCAGAUAGUGGCAUUUUUGACAAUUUUCAAGCUUCUGAUGACGUCACAGAAAAUGUGCUGACGCAAGCAAAAGUUUAUUGGCGCCAUUUUGUUCCUUUUAUGACGUACUAUAAGUGUGCCAAGUUUGAUUCAAUUUGAUCAAUCCUAUGAAAAGUUAUUAAAGGGGGCCGGAAUCCGCCCCCCCCCCCCCCCCCGGUCAUAGUAUGUAAACCCCGGACCGAAUAGGGUUAAAUGCGUAUUUCUGUAUUUCUUUUAUAUAGAUUUCUAAUUUUCUUAUAUAGAUUCUUAUGAGAUUUGUAAUAUUACACAUUACCAUAUAAAACAAUAUUAGUUAAAAGAAUGCAUAAUUAUCCAAA